Messenger RNA from Neltuma alba, 1815 nucleotides. Its product is annotated as glutamyl-tRNA reductase 2, chloroplastic. Lineage: Eukaryota; Viridiplantae; Streptophyta; Magnoliopsida; Fabales; Fabaceae. The transcript has 3 exons. Gene Ontology annotation, molecular function: glutamyl-tRNA reductase (NADP+) activity; NADP binding. Bases 68 to 1702 code for a protein of 544 amino acids. Gene Ontology annotation, biological process: tetrapyrrole biosynthetic process. The record is from RefSeq and is a predicted model, not a curated record.
CAUUCCUCUCGCUUUGGGUUCCCGAGUCCUUCUCUCUCUGCCGUUUCUCCUCCGUCGUCCUCCGUCGAUGGCGGCUGCGCUUGGUUCCGCUUCCUCUCUCCCUCGAUCUCUCCGCACUGAGGCCUCUCCUGCCAUCGUAUCACGCCGUUCUCCGGCGUCGGCUAAGCUUUGUUCUAGAUCGUUGCAUUCCAAGGCUCUGGUUUCUGUGAGGCCUGCUUCGUUUAACCUUAGGUGCGAGGUUGUUUCCGAGAAUUUUGUUCGGAAAAAUGAGAUUGAUUCCAUGCCUUCUGGCCCUUCUGCUCUCGAGUUGCUUAAGUCUUCCGCGGCUGACAGGUAUACAAAGGAAAGGAGCAGCAUCAUUGUCAUAGGGCUUAACAUUCACACUGCUCCGGUUGAGAUCCGUGAGAAACUUGCAAUACCUGAAGCACAGUGGCCUCAAGUCAUCAGAGAACUCUGUGCUUUAAACCAUAUAGAAGAAGCUGCUGUUCUUAGCACAUGUAACCGAAUGGAGAUUUAUGUGGUAGCACUCUCUCAACACCGUGGUGUUAAAGAAGUGACUGAGUGGAUGUCAAAGCAAAGUGGGGUUCCAUUAGCGGAGCUUUGUGAGCACCGGUUUUUGCUAUACAACAAGGAUGCCACUCAACAUCUGUUUGAAGUAGCGGCGGGGCUUGAUUCUCUUGUGCUUGGGGAAGGUCAAAUUCUUGCUCAGGUAAAACAAGUUGUAAAACUUGGGCAAGGAGUAGCUGGUUUUGAUAGGAAAAUCAGUGGGUUGUUCAAGCAGGCAAUCUCUGUUGGAAAGCGAGUAAGAGCUGAGACAAACAUUUCCUCGGGGUCAGUUUCUGUCAGCUCAGCUGCUGUGGAACUGGCUCUCAUGAAGCUUCCAGAGUCUUCCUUUGCUAAUUCCAGAGUAGUAGUCUUUGGAGCAGGGAAGAUGGGAAAACUUGUGAUCAAACACUUGGUGGCAAAAGGGUGCAAUAGAAUGGUUGUUGUUAACAGAACUGAAGAUAGAGUCAAUGCCAUUAGCCAAGAGCUGCAAGGUGUUGACAUAAUGUACAGACCUCUUUCAGAAACCCUUGCAUGUGCUGCUGAAGGUGAUGUGAUAUUCACAUGCACUGCAUCUGAAUCCCCAUUAUUCUCAAAAGAGAAUGUGCAAAUGCUUCCUCCAGUUGACCAAGGCAUGGGAAGAAGGCUUUUCGUUGACAUAUCUGUUCCUAGGAAUGUGGAACCUGGUGUCUCAGGUCUGGAUACUGCACAACUCUACAAUGUGGAUGACCUUCAGGAAGUAGUUGCAGCUAACAAGGAGGACAGGCUUCAGAAAGCCGCUGAAGCCCGUGAAAUUAUCUUUGAAGAAUUGAACAAGUUUGAAGCUUGGAAAGACUCACUUGAAACUGUUCCCACCAUCAAGAAAUUUAGAGCCUAUGUUGAAAGGAUCAGAGCCUCUGAGAUGGAGAAAUGCUUGUCCAAGAUGGGGGGUGACAUUUCAAAGAAGCAGAAAGAAGCCAUUUAUGACCUCAGUAUGAGCAUAGUGAAGAAGCUGCUUCACGGUCCUAUGCAACACCUGAGGUGUGAUGGAAAUGAUGAUCGUUCACUGAGCGAAGUACUUGAAAAUAUGCGUGCUCUAAACAGAAUGUUUGAUCUUGAGACAGAAGUGUCCUUGUUGGAAGAGAAGAUUAAAGUAAAGAUGGAACGAACUAAGAAGUAGACGGAUUUCUUCUUUUGCACACUUCCACACUUGAUUCAAAUUGGUCGGAACUUGGUGAGAUACUGAGAGAUUUGUUUUCUGGAGGCUUAUUCUUUUAAUUAUGUGUUAUACCA